Messenger RNA from Acytostelium subglobosum LB1, 2805 nucleotides. RefSeq lists its product as hypothetical. The record is from RefSeq and is a predicted model, not a curated record. Gene Ontology annotation, cellular component: mitochondrion. The transcript has 2 exons. NCBI's taxonomy places the organism in Eukaryota, Evosea, Eumycetozoa, Acytosteliales, Acytosteliaceae. The coding region runs from base 1 to 2805 and encodes 934 amino acids.
AUGAAUAGAUUGUUAUUGGUCGUAAGACCAUUGACAAGAACUACAUUCAUAAGACAAUCGACAACAUGUCUCAUCAAACCAAGUAAUGAUGUCAUUGCCAGGCAUUACACUUCAACCUCAUCAACGUCAUCAAAGAGUAAUGAUAAUAAUAAUAAUAAGAAGAAGUUAGAAUAUGGAGAUGUAGAGGAUUAUGAUGUUGAUGAUAAUGAUCAACAGAAUAAGAAGAAACAACAACAUCAACAACAAUUCAAAGCAAAGUUAAGAUCUGAAUCAAAGAAGGAGGAGAAGGAGAAGACGACGAGGAAGACAAGAUAUAGAAGUCCUCCUCGUGAGAUGGAGACAUGGCUAAAGGGACAUAUGAAGAAGUUCUUGGUCAAGGUGCAUCCCGAUGUCUUGCACGAUAAGCCUGAUCUUGCCAACACCAAUCAGAGGUCAUUGACGUUGCUCAACAAUCUGCUGCGCAAUAGAGAUGCCUAUAUACGCGUUCACGAAGGCAGCACCACCGAGAUGAAGCUGGAGGCCAUCCCCACGACCAUCUCCCUCUCCUUCCAUCAUCAGACCACGACGCCUGGCCAGAUUGUUCAAAUUGGCCACUUUGAACACGAGAUGACGUUUGACGUGCAGCCGCUCGAUCUGGCCUCGUCCAAGUCGGCGUUGGCCGACUACGUCCUCAAACUGCGGCUGGACAUCUACGCACAGAUGUUUGCCGUCUUUCAAAAAGCCGACAUCACCAUCCCACCGCACGAGCUCCAGGAGUUGGCCCAGCUGCUGCGCCCCGAGGACGAGGGCGACGCCGCCACCGAGUCGUUCGACGACCCCUGGGACGAGACCUUUGAGUCGUCCAUCCAGGAAGGCGAGGACGGUCUCAGCAUCACUCAGCUGAUGGACGAGUUUAUCAUGCAGAAUAAUGUGACGACGAGUCGUAUCACUGCUGAGCUCAGUCUGGAGCAGUCGACUCUGCUUCAGCUGUUCAACGAGAACAAGAUAUUCUUUUAUUAUGGCGAGCAGAUCAAGGGCGAUAUGAAUGUGAUGCGAUCACUUGGUAAGCGUCGUGACGCUGAGCUACAGAUACUUCAUCUCAAGGGCAAUCUGGAGCAAUUGGAGUUUAGUUCAUGGCAUCAACUACCGAUACUGAUUGCGAUGCCUCAGUAUGUUGAUCAACUUCGUCAAUCACUGGCCACCAGUAACUUUGUAGUGUUGCCACGUGACUUUGAUCCAGUGGAAACACUAUCAUACAUCAAGGAGGAGGUACCAGAUAUGGUGGAAGGCUUCAAGGCUCUAUACUCAGUUUCAAAGAACAACCUAUCAAUCCUGGAACGAUCAGCUGAUGAACUUAAAAGUUUGUUGGGUGCGAACAGUGUAACAGUGGAGAACCUUUACUCAAUGAAUCAGAGGACGAUGAAGAGUUCAAAGCUCAAGUUCUCAAAGGCAAGGGCUGCUCUCGAUCAAAUGGGUAUCCCAGUUACCAAACUGAUAGAGGAGGUGCGAGCUCAACAAUGGACUUCAUUGCCCGAGACAAAGUUGGGUCAAGUCCCUGGACGACUCAAAUUAUCAGGUGCCAAGCUACACGACUUGAAUGCAUUGAUUGCUCAAUACGGCGGCCGCCAAUCAGCGCCGGACAAGAGCAAGUCUAGCGGCUCAGCAUCAACGCCACCGCCAUCACCAUCGACAUCAUCAGACUUGCAAGAACAACAGUAUGAUAACUUUCUCGACCUUAGAUACAAACCUCUGACAAUUGUCAACCCAAAUACGUUCAAUUAUUUGGAGUCUGCACCUCAUAUUGGAUCAGCAAUGGAGUGCAUCACCAAACUGAGAGAGAUGGUAAACACUGAACAUCGAGUGCCAAUGGCAUUCCCCGAUCCAAAUGUCGAUGAAUAUGAGCACGACGACAGCGAUGGCAAUGGAAGUUCAGCAUAUCUUAGACAUCGCAAACCGACUGAUCUCUUGGCGACCUCUGUGGACGCAGAUCACAACCCACAAACAAUGACUGUUGAUGUAGUGAGCAACUUCACAUUGCCAGUAUUUGGCAACAAUCCUGAACCAUCCGCCACAGCCCAAGAACAAGAACAAGAACAAAAACAAUCACACGUCAAGACAACUUCCAAACAACAAUCAUCAUCACGCCAACAACAACAACAACAACGACCAACAAUCAAGGAAACAAAGAUAGUAGCACAGCCAAAACAAAGACUUGCAGACUUUGGUUGGGCUAAUCUUCACUUGGUGCUCUCCGAUCAUUAUCAGUUCAUCAUGUCACCCGAGAAUGACAUGGCCUACAUUUACAUCCCAAUCAACUUCACAGAGACAGAGCUACUGCUCUUUCUGAACGCCAACUACAACAAGAUAUCAACGAUACAGAAGGAGUUCUAUGCGCCCGUGCUCGAGUCGACGGACCUCGUGCUCAAGAUGCAGCUGGUCGAGUCCAUGUUGCAAUCGAUCAAAGAGAGACACGCACUUUCCAGCGUUAAGAUUGAUGGCGCAAUCGUCAAGAAACUUCCACUACAGUACAAAGCUGUGAAGCAACUGCGUGCCAACAUGGCGUCAAUAUCCAAUGAGGAGGCCAAUGCACUUCGAGCCAUUGGACCAAACAUUGAUAUUAUCAUUGGUGCAAAGGAUGUGUUUGUCGAGUACCAUGAUCAAUCAAUGAAGCAAGCUACCAUCUACCUACCAUCCAAACUGGUCGACUCCAUUCCCUUUGGCCAACUAAUUGAUCAUAUCUACAAUGAAUCAGCAUACUUCCGACGUAUCCUCAGUGGUGUGCCCUACCAUCCAUCCGUCGAGGAUGAACAGGAGCUACAGGAAUAA